This is a messenger RNA of Osmerus eperlanus (European smelt), 2313 nucleotides long. It is a transcript of the gene atat1, whose product is annotated as alpha tubulin acetyltransferase 1. Gene Ontology annotation, molecular function: tubulin N-acetyltransferase activity. The record is from RefSeq and is a predicted model, not a curated record. The transcript is spliced from 12 exons. NCBI's taxonomy places the organism in Eukaryota, Metazoa, Chordata, Actinopteri, Osmeriformes, Osmeridae. Gene Ontology annotation, cellular component: microtubule. Gene Ontology annotation, biological process: alpha-tubulin acetylation. Bases 546 to 1892 code for a protein of 448 amino acids.
ACACUAGCCUGAGACUAGCUAGUCUUUGCGACAGUUGUUUAUGUUCUUGUUGAUUGUUUUUGUUUAAUGUGUUUGGCUUUGACGUUUUGGGCCAUUGUGCUUGGGCAAUUCUCCACGAUACUGUACACUUUCGACAAACGUUAUGGUAACUAGCAUCUGAGUGUUAAAACAAGGUCGUCUUUAUUAGAUGUAAUAUGUUUUUUCCGUUGCCGGGGGAGUGACUCACUAGUGGUCUCAACAAGCUGUCAGACAAUGGAUUUCCAGCUGCAUUGAUACAAAGUGCAUGGCUCGUCUUUUAUGCUGUCGUUGCACUUAGGUGUUAGUUAGAUAGCUGGGAUUCCAUUUUGUGAUCCAAGUCACUUAUCUCAAUGCAUGCGUCUGCAAGAGUAACUGGUGUCCUGGAUUUACUAGCUAGACGGCUAGCUAUCGUCGAAUUCUUAACCACUUUGUGCAGAAAUCAAGCACUGCAAAAUUAGCUACUGUAGCAGGUGCUUGCCCCGGCGCUUACAGUAUUACCUAGCCAGUUUCAUAUUUAGAAAGAAAAUAUGGAGUUCCCAUUUGACAUAAACCAUAUUCUCCCUGAGAGAAUCACAGUUCUGGAUCAAAACCUUGCCGCAGGUCGAACAUCACUAGGAAGAUCUGAUCCACAAAUUCAAAUUGCCACUGUUAUAGAUGAACUUGGGAGAGCUUCUGCCAAGGCCCAACAGCUGACAGCUCCAAUCACAAGUGCAUCUAAGCUUCAGAGCAAUAGGCACCAUCUCUACCUGCUGAAGGAAGGAGAAUCCAAUGGAGGGAAAGGCGUUGCGGUUGGAUUUCUUAAGGUUGGCUGCAAGAAGUUAUUUCUGCUCGACCAGCGGGGGGCGCACGUGGAAGCAGAGCCUCUCUGUGUUUUGGACUUUUUCGUGAAAGAAAACUUGCAGAGACAUGGCUAUGGCCUCGAGCUGUUUGAGUUCAUGCUUCAGCACAAAAGAGUGGAGCCUGUGACGAUGGCUUAUGACAGGCCCUCGCCUAAAUUCCUGUCUUUCCUGGAGAAGCAUUUCUGCCUGAAGGAGGGUGUUCCUCAGGUCAACAACUUUGUGGUAUUUGAUGGCUUCUUCCUCAACAGAUCAGCGGCCCAGUUGAGAAAGGUUCCCCCAAAAAAGCCAGACGGAGAGAUCAAGCCCUACUCGCUAAUGGGGAGAGAAGUUGUGCGCGAGGAGCAGAGGGCUCUCCCCUGGCCUUUCAUUCGCCCCGUGGCUCCCCCCCUCUCUCCCCCCUCACGGGCGGUAUCCUCCCCCUGCUCGCGCUCCCUCAGCGUGGGAUCCUCCCCCAGCAGGGGGCCCCCGUGCCCCGCCCCGACACCUGCCCCUGGGGCCUUCAGGGGCCAGACGCCCGACUCCCCUCUGAUCGAGAACUGCAGAGCAAGGCGCACCAGCCAACAGGGCCUGGUUGCCAGGGGCAACCUCUACAGUCGGCACAUCAACAGCAGGGGCUUUGGGCUGCUGUUGGAGAAACAGCAGAGCACCUUCAAACUGCCAGGUUUGAGACCAGUGUUGAAAGACAGAGAAACAGACACAGACACACUGGGACACACAAAUACAGACAGGUGCCAGCCCCUCUCGCUCCCGCCACUGCCCAUACCCCAGGAGGGAAGCCAGACUCCCGUGGUGGCCAGGGGACCAGACCCAAGGAUGGGAGUUGAUUCCACACUGCUGGAGAGGAGGCUGAGGGUGGGGGCAGAGCCCUGGCCUUCUGGGAGGCUAGGAGGAGCUGUGCAGCCAGGCCAUAAGGCCCUGUUGGAAGCGGAGAAGAACCAGGGGAGAGGAGGGUGGUCCUGGACAGUUGGGGAGAGCCGGUGUACAGCCCAGUGGGUCAAACAGAAGCAGGAAUACAGGAGCACCCGGCCUUGGUGACAAAGGACACACAUGACGAGAGAGAGACAGAGAGGAUCUGAUAAAACCAUAGAUGGUCAACACUGUUUGACGUACUCUUGAUAUCAGUAAAUGUUUAGGCUAGGUUAACAGGGUGGGAAGCAGCAAAAUGGAGAGAACGAAGCAGUGAAUAAAUAGGCUGGAGCAGUGAAUAAAUAGGCUGACGAGGCAAGUAGGCUUGUAUGGAGUGUGUGUCUGAAUCUGCCAUGUGAGUAGUCAGUUGCUUGAAAGGAAGGCGUGGGAUGUGCUAGGAAUUCCUUGGAAAUUUAGCUCACCUCACUUAUUUAAUGCACAUUUUAUGCCACUUUAAUUUUAUUUAUUUUUAAAUAACUUGUGGAUUUGUAAGUGUACUACUGAAGGUCAAGAAAUUAAAUGGAAAUACAUUUCAGACACUGAACCGAAA